Messenger RNA from Rhagoletis zephyria (snowberry fruit fly), 1490 nucleotides. RefSeq names its product nuclear pore complex protein Nup205-like. Gene Ontology annotation, biological process: nuclear pore organization. Gene Ontology annotation, cellular component: nuclear pore; nuclear pore inner ring. Gene Ontology annotation, molecular function: structural constituent of nuclear pore. The record is from RefSeq and is a predicted model, not a curated record. Lineage: Eukaryota; Metazoa; Arthropoda; Insecta; Diptera; Tephritidae.
UCCAAACUUCUUUCUUUCAGAUUUGUGUCUCGUUUGGAUAAGCAAUCCCCAUCUUCUAUAAACACAGCCAGCGUACAAAUUCCUGCAGAACUAUUUUCUUCUUUUGGAGACCAAUUAAUUGAUAUAAUGUGUCGCGAUUGUGUUAUUGGUCAUGACAUAUGCAAAAUGCUAACAAUGUCGUGUUUUAAUUCAGCAUUGGAGUUUAAUACUAUUCCUAGUGUCAUGCAAUUGUUUGCAAACCGGGGUUAUUUAGCAAAAGUAAUCGAAAACCUGGAGCAAUCAGAUCAAGAUUUAUGUCUUGUACUGAGUGAUUCUGUUAAGAAUAUAAGAGCACUUUAUGUCUAUGAAUCGCAUAUAGCACUUCUACUUCGAUUUGCCGAUUCUUACAUCGGUGCAGAAAUGCUGCUUUCUGCUAAUCUAUUAACUAUUCUGUCACAAAUGAAAGUUUAUGAUAUGCAUCCAGAUUUUCAAGGAUGUUCUCGCACCCAAAAUGUCACAAAUGAAUUUUUACCUGCAGUGAAUAAUCGCUUUCGUCAAAUAUUAUUUCCAGCUUUACAAUUAUGUAAUACGGUUAUAAAAACUCUUGGUUCAGAUAACCAAUCGGCGAUGUCUCAAAUAGAAAAUUUUUUGUUUUCUCAUUUUGAAAUCAUUGAGUUUAUAUUAAGAAGCGGAGCAACCCAAAGAGAUAUAGGUAUUAUGCAGGAACUUUCUGUGGUGACCGGAAUCAUUGCUCGUAUAAUGAGAAAGGAGAUGCGUUUACCUGCCGAUUUAAAAUCACAUCAAACUAAAAUCCACUUUCAUAAAAUUAAUAGAUAUAUGCUCCAUAUAUUCUGUUACUUUGUGCUAAAAAAUGAAGUUUUAAAAAAAAACACAAAGCCUAAUGCUCAAAGCAAUGAUGUUUCUGAGGCUAGUGGCAGUUAUAUCAAACACUUCGUUAGCAUCACCGCAAAUGUUACACUUUUCUUUCGGUAUAAAUUUACAAAUACAAUGAGUUUAAGUAAUAUUCUUUUCUACCCUAAAAAGAAUACAUCACUCAAAAGAAUGGAUAAUUUAGAUAGAGCUUUAACGGAAUCACUUGACUUUGUCACCGUCUUGAACCAUUUGCAAGGCUCAGUAGAAUAUCUAGAAAUGCAAAAGCGAACUACUGACAGCAUAGCCUCACAUAAAUCAUUUAUCUCGGACACUAGCAUCGAUACUUCUGAUCGGUCUGCAUAUAUAGAAAGGAUCCAACAUCGCGAAAAUGCACAAAAAGAGCUUUCGCUAAAUGUAUUCAUCAUAGAGCAGACCUUGUACAUGUUGUGGUUGCAUCUGGACUUUUACGUGAAAAACACUUCAAGCUUAACAGGAAUUUGUCUGGUAUCUUCUUUCGAAGAUGUAUUUCAAUCUGAAGGACGACCCACCUAUGAAAAAAUCCUCCGCAAAUGUGUCGAGCUGAGCCACAACAGGUGGCGACAGAAGAAAUUGUUGGGAAAUCGUUCAGUCACCAGCCA